GCGCGCGUGCGUGUCGGGUUGUGUGUGUGCUCGUGUGCAGAUGUGUAUGUGUGUGUCUGUAUGUGUGUGUGUGUGUGUGUGCGCGCGCGCGCGCACCCAGGGCCUGAGAGCCAGGCAGACCCCAGGAAGGAGGAGUUAUGUAGAUCACGGAUGAACGUUCUGGAGGGGAGCGACGAGAGGAGGGUAGGAGAAGCAGAGGCGAGAGAGCGAGGAGCGGCCGAGGCCCUUCCCGCAGAAGCAAGAGGCAGUAGCGGCGGCGGAGGAGUGGGUGGUGAAGGAGCAGGAAGAGGGGGACGGGCAGGCUGGAGGCGGCGGCAGCUGCUGCGGCUGCGAUUCGGUGCUUUGAGCCUGAGCCGCGGGUGAACUUGGGCGCCACGUUCCCGGGGACUGGCCCACGAGGAUGGUGAAUGUGAGCUCCUACUGAUCCUACCUCCGCCGCUGCUUCUCUGGAAGCUGCCGAGCGCGAGGGCCCUCUAUCUCUUCCUCUUGCCCGGCUGUGGGUGAACCUGCAGGCUCCUUACCCACCCAGAGGACUUUUUUUUGAAAGGAAACCUGGGAGGGAGGGAGAGGGAGAGAGGGAGAAAACGAAGGGGAGCUCGUCCAUCCAUUGAAGCACAAUUCACUAUGAUCUUACUCACAUUCAGCACUGGAAGACGGUUGGAUUUCGUGCAUCAUUCGGGGGUAUUUUACUUGCAAACCUUGCUUUGGAUUUUAUGUGCUACCGUCUGCGGAACGGAGCAGUAUUUCAAUGUGGAGGUUUGGUUACAGAAGUACGGCUACCUUCCACCCACUGACCCCAGAAUGUCCGUGCUGCGCUCUGCAGAGACCAUGCAGUCUGCUUUAGCUGCCAUGCAGCAGUUCUACGGCAUUAACAUGACAGGAAAAGUGGACCGGAACACAAUUGACUGGAUGAAGAAGCCUCGAUGUGGUGUACCUGACCAGACAAGAGGUAGCUCCAAAUUUAAUAUUCGUCGAAAGCGAUAUGCAUUAACAGGACAGAAGUGGCAGCACAAACACAUCACUUACAGUAUAAAGAACGUAACUCCAAAAGUUGGAGACCCUGAAACCCGUAAAGCUAUUCGUCGUGCCUUUGACGUGUGGCAGAAUGUAACUCCUCUGACAUUUGAAGAAGUUCCCUACAGUGAAUUAGAAAAUGGCAAACGCGAUGUGGAUAUAACCAUCAUUUUUGCAUCGGGCUUUCAUGGGGACAGUUCUCCCUUUGAUGGAGAGGGAGGAUUUUUGGCACAUGCUUAUUUCCCUGGACCAGGAAUUGGGGGAGAUACUCAUUUUGACUCAGAUGAGCCAUGGACACUAGGAAAUCCUAAUCAUGACGGAAAUGACUUAUUUCUUGUAGCAGUUCAUGAACUGGGGCAUGCUCUGGGAUUGGAGCAUUCCAAUGACCCUACUGCCAUCAUGGCUCCAUUUUACCAGUACAUGGAAACUGACAACUUCAAACUACCUAAUGAUGAUUUACAGGGCAUCCAGAAGAUAUAUGGUCCACCUGACAAGAUUCCUCCACCAACAAGACCUCUACCAACAGUGCCCCCACACCGCUCUAUUCCUCCGGUUGACCCAAGGAAGAAUGACCGACCCAAACCUCCCCGACCUCCCACUGGCCGACCUUCCUAUCCUGGAGCCAAACCCAACAUCUGCGAUGGGAACUUUAACACUCUAGCUAUUCUUCGCCGUGAGAUGUUUGUUUUCAAGGACCAGUGGUUUUGGCGAGUGAGAAACAACAGGGUGAUGGAUGGCUACCCCAUGCAAAUUACUUACUUCUGGAGAGGCUUGCCUCCUAGUAUCGAUGCUGUUUAUGAAAACAGUGAUGGGAAUUUUGUCUUCUUUAAAGGGAACAAAUAUUGGGUGUUCAAGGACACGACCCUGCAACCUGGUUACCCUCAUGACUUGAUGACUCUUGGAAGCGGAAUUCCCCCCCAUGGUAUUGAUUCAGCCAUUUGGUGGGAGGACGUUGGGAAAACCUAUUUCUUCAAGGGGGACAGGUAUUGGAGAUAUAGUGAAGAAAUGAAAACCAUGGAUCCUGGCUAUCCCAAGCCAAUCACAGUCUGGAAAGGUAUCCCUGAAUCUCCUCAAGGAGCCUUUGUGCACAAAGAAAAUGGCUUUACGUAUUUCUACAAAGGAAAGGAGUAUUGGAAAUUCAACAACCAGAUACUCAAGGUAGAACCUGGAUAUCCCAGAUCCAUCCUCAAGGAUUUUAUGGGCUGUGAUGGACCAACAGACAGAGAUAAAGAAGGACACAGCCCACCAGACGAUGUAGACAUUGUCAUCAAACUGGACAACACAGCCAGCACUGUGAAAGCCAUAGCUAUUGUCAUUCCCUGCAUCUUGGCCUUAUGCCUCCUUGUAUUGGUUUACACUGUGUUCCAGUUCAAGAGGAAAGGAACACCCCGCCACAUACUGUACUGUAAACGCUCUAUGCAAGAGUGGGUGUGAUGUAGGGUUUUUUCCUUUCUUUCUUUCUAGGAGUUUGUGGUAACUUCAGAUUCAAGACAAGAGCUGUUAUGCUGUUUCCUAGCUAGGAGCAGGCUUGUGGCAGCCUGAUUUGGGGCUGACCUUUCAAACCCAGAGGGUUGCUGGUCCUGCACAUAAGUGGAAAUGCACUCGUGGGGAAGCUUCCAUGAUGCACAGUAUCUGCCGUUCUUCAGUCCUUUGUCUUUCUUUGUCAUUCAGUUCUAGGCCUUUCCUCUGCACGCUCAACGCCCAGUAAAAUUUCAGGAUUACCUACAGAAGAGGAAAAGAAGAAAAGAUUCUUCUUAAAGGUUUCUAAUAUUGUUUCUUUCUGAAGUCUGAGCCCAUUUCUGGGGGAGGGGGGAAACAAAACGGAAAACCCACGAAUUUUUGCUUUACAGCAAGGAAAAGAAAAAGGUUAAACAAAAAACCUACAAUUGAACUUUCAGGAAAGUGUGAAGACCCAAAACAGCUUUGUCUCCAAAGAAGAUAGCUCUUUGACUGCUAUGGAUAAUCUCCUCCACUUCUUUUUGUCGGGUAGGAGACCGGGAUACACAUGCAGGACUUUAGACUGUUGGGACAGCCAUUUUCCAACAAACAAGGGGCCAAAAUAUCUGCAAUAUAGUAACAGCCUUAAUAAUACAUCCAUUUUUCAUUUUAUACAGCUGUUCUCAGCUAUGUCCUCAAUGUUUCAUCACAUUUAUAUUAACAACUAUAUUCAACUAGGAUCUUUUAAUUGUUUUGAAGUGUUUCUAAACCCCUUCCUGCCACCUUAUCCCUACAUCAGUGUGAUAAUCUCCAGAAGUUGUAAUAGGCCAUUGCCCCAGGCCUUCCAUGGGUCUGUCAGGAAUAUUCAUUAUAAUUGGAGCAAGAAUCAGUAUGUCUUUAAAGUGGUUUAAAGUGACAGUUAUUUUAUAAGGAUAUGUGACACUAGUAGUAGAUUGGUGUAACCCUUUGAGAACUAUCAAAUCAGAUUUCAGAGUCUUAGGAUCUGGUAAAUUAUAGGACUGGGCAAUGGUUAAAACAUGCACAGGUUCAAGAAGUUCAGGUUUUUAAAACAGAUAUCCUAUAACCCCAUGUAAUUUUUAAGUGAUUUACAGUACUACACAAGUGCAUUUAUAAUGACUAGAAAUGAUGUUACUUGCCAAUAUUUUCUGGCAAAUAAAAAGGUAUUUUAUUAAAUAUCUUCUAAGAGUGAAAUUUUAUUUCAGCAACUGAUUAUAACAGCCUGUCUUCUUUGUUGUUUUUGCUAGACACAUUUAAUUUCUGUUUUAAAAUCCAUUGCAUGAAAAUUCAGUUUGCCAUGGUACAUGCCAUUAGCAUUGCCAUCUUAAGAAUGAACUAAAAUGAUGACUCUGAGAUUGCAUGAAUAUCCUCCAGUGUAUUAGCUAUUGCAUGUCAACCAUAGUUCUCAAAGGGUUCAUGUGGCUUCUGGCAUUUAGCCAUUCAGUUGAUCACUGACAGAGCCAAGAGACCACCAAAGCAUUUCAUUGUUGAGUGUAAUUUGUCCUAACAGCAGUAUUGUCAUUUUCAUGUGACCUGCAGAGCAGGUUUGUAUCAAUAUUUUUUUCCUAGAGAAAAGUCAGCAACUGACAGACCUCUUUAUUGAUUUUUAGGAGCUGCUUCUUGCAGUGAAAGGCUUUACAGCCACUGAGCUGUGAACUUAUUAGAGAUGGUCAGAACGAACGCACCCCAUGAGUCAGACAUUGGCUUUGUGUGAAAGCCAGCUUUUGAGGGGAUUAGCUUUUGAAACAAUGAACAGCUUGCCUUGAACUUGAUUAUUAAUCUGUUGACUGUCAUUAACAACUUAAACAUCAUCUUCUGUGAAAAUUUUCCUUGAUGAGUCCUGUUCUAUGUCUUUGCCCUUUGACCUUUAACUUGCAAACUGGCACAAACUGAAGGUAAUCUGGUGUUGCUUCUCCAUUGGAGUGUUAAUUGUUCUCUAAAACCUAGUAAGCAUGAGCUGUUUCCUUAGAGUGGAGAGAGAAUGUUGUUGGUGGAUCCUCAAUUAGACAAUUUUCUCUUUACAUGCACACUUUAAAAAUGCCCUAUAGAAAGAAGUGACUUUUGAUUUUACUUUAAUAUAAUUUCAAGUCUAAAUUCAUCAUUUUAGUACAAAUAUGAAACUAUAGGGGGAAAAGAAAAACCUCAAAAUACUUGAAUGGCCAGUGUGGCUUUUAUAUAAAGCAGGAAUUUUAUACUAGUAAAAAAAUUUCUUACUCAUUUGCUAAUAAUACACAUUUCCAGAUGAUUUUUAAUGAGUGUAAGUAUACAUUCUUAUUUGGAAAUGGAUAGUUUGGCUGCCUUGAAUUUGUAUUUAUACUCAACAUAGCAUGAUAAUUAGAAUGCCUUUCAGUUAAACUACAUGUUUAUGAUUUGGUUGGGGAAAAUAUUUGUAAUCAUGGAUGGUGUGUUGCAAAGCCUUGCAGAUUGUUAAUUCUUACAUCCUGAAUGUACAUAAUGUAAGGCUAAGAAAGAAAGAACAAUUAUAAAAGAGUAAUGGCUUUACUGCAAAACUUGUACAAUGCAGGCUGUAUUUUGACAAUUUGAUGGAGAUUAUGUAUUGAGGGCCAAGAUAACAAGGGAAAAGGACCAGAAUCAUCCCUGUAGCUUUACUUCAGUGCUUCCAUUGGAUGAUGCUGAUUUUAUAAAGGCUUAAUCACUUCUACUGAGCAUGAAGAAAGUACUAUAUACAUAAGCUCAUUUAUACAAUGUUUGCUUGUGGGAUGGUUUCAUCUUUUUAAAGAUGCCAAGAAAAAAAAUAACUGGAAAUUGUAUUUUGCUAAAGAUUGAAAGAAGGAACUAUGCCAUUUUGGGAUAUAUGUAAAUCAUUGAGGAAUACCAUUGACCUGCAUUGAAAAUUGAUUUUGUUUUUUCCUCUAAAAUGAGAAAGAAACUAAAGAAGCAGUCUUUUGCCUCUUUACUCAUUUGUCACAAUAUCCUGAUUCAUCAUAAGACUAUAAAGUAUAUAAGGGCUAGAAAAUAACCAUAGCAUUAAGAAGGGGAAAACUCUACCAUUAUGCUUGAAUUCUGAAAAUGUCAUGGAUGAGUGUCGAAUCAUAUUUACUUCAAUAUGAGAUGAGAUUUAUGUGAUAAGGAAAAGCAUAUAUGGCUUCUCGCUUACUGGAACAUUUAAAUUUUUGGCCUGUGAGACUACACAAGAUAAGAAAGCAUUAAGUACAACAUAAUCACAAACAUUGGAAUUCUGUUUGCUUCAUUGUACACUAGGCACUUUGCAAGUAUGGUUGCUAACUCCUUUUCCAGGUGGGGUUUGGAGAAGAAAAUGUCAAGCUUAAUGAAACAGUGAAAGGUAGAGUGACUAAUUAGUCUAGCACAUAAAAAUAGUGAUUCAAAAACAAUGUGAAUAAUAAAUGAAACAAUAUAAUGUACAAGUUCACGAUCGGUAGAGAUAUACAACCUAUCAAAUAUUUUUUCAACAUUGCAUAACUGAUAGCAUGGAAAGUUCAGACCUAGGGUUUCCCAAAUUGAAAUGAAAACACAGUCACAAAAAAUAAUUCUCCCAUUUCAUUAUUUCUCAUUACUUUAAUAUAAAUGCAAAUGCAAACAAGGUAAUGUUUAUUACACAAAUUAACUAUAAUUAUAAUUUUAGCCAAAUAUCAUUGUUCUAUAUAUUGUUAACUGGACUGAAUGAAGUAUUAAAUUAGCCAAUCAGGCUGUAUUCUCUAUAAAGCAGAAAUUCCACAUCAGACCUGUGAAAAGAGGUUGUGAAUUUAACUACUGACCUGUUUCAGAACAAAGUAUCUGCUGACAUGGAGUCAGAACAGGUGAAUACAGAUGCUCUUUAUAACUGCAAAGGUAACAAGGAUAAACUGGAGAACAUUAUAUGAUACUAGUAAAGACAACUUCUGUUAUAAAUCAGAGGGCUAGGCUUUUCUGAGUGAGAUGUAAUAAAUUACUAAGUAAUAAUUUACAAAAAAUUAAUUACUAAGUAAUAAAGGAUAGAGACCGAUUUAGUGGAAAAAACAAAUGUUCUCUUUACCAUUAGAUUGCUUGUAAUCUUUUCCUAUUGACAUACAAUUUGUCUGUUUUAUAUAAUAUAUACUUGUUUUUAUUCACUUUCUGUGGAUGGUUAAAAAACACAAUGUGAUGGAUGAGAACAUUGCCCAACAUAAUGGUAGUUCCAAUACAUGGAUGUUGUGUAUAUACUGGAUCCUCGGGAUAGUAAUAUAAUACUUGCAAGUUCUACAUAUUAUACUAGUAUCUUCAGUAUGCACAAAGACACACUCACACUUUGUAGAUCUAACCAUAGACUAAGCAAUGUGUCCAUAUUGACUAAACUCAAUGUGCUACCUGAAGAGGACAGAUGUUAUACCCAAAUAGACUGAAUUAACACGAGUCAUGAAAAUACCUUUUUUAGGUUUUGGAAUUAUUUCUAGAAACUAAUAAAGGCAGUGACUUAUUGAUAGCUUUGAGUCUAUGAGAUUGUGAUGUAUACUAGCACAACCUUAUUGAUGAUGGUAAAAUCUUCUCGGCAAACAUAGCAGAGUUCGUUUAAUUUUUGAUUCGCUCAAGAACACAUUCCAAAAUAUCAGAUGUCAAACAGGACAUGCCAUCUAAAUAAAAAAUGUUAAAUUCAGAUGAGUUAUUACAAAUAGCCUUGAGUAGAGUCUUACAAAAUCACAAAAGGGUUUGUGUCAAUAGUAUUAGAGAAUCUAAACAUUUCAUUGCAUUUCAUGUUCCUUUAUGAUUGAUUUAAUGUGACCACAGCUUAUGACUGCCAGAACAUAUGUAUCUUAAUGUUGCCUAGUAGGGAACCAUAGCCAGAUCAGAGAAGUUCUAUUUAAAAAAAUAUAAAUUCAUCAACAUAAUAAAAAUGUCAUAAUAAAGAAUACAACAACCAGGCAUAGCACCACACCAUAAAUAUAAAAGCUACAUGUUAAAUUCAUUAUAUAUCAUGGAAAUUAAUGAAGAGGAAAAAUGAGUCUUUUGUAAAAUAUGAAAACAUACUUUAGUACUCCUUAAUACAACUGGAAAUUUUUCUUUAGCAAGUAUAAAAGUAGUAGAAAAAAAUGUAUAACUUCAAGCUCUUCACAUUAGUGAUGAGUAUGUGAUAUAUCAAUGUAUAUAAUUAGCCAGUGGUCAUUAGAUGUUACCCUGCAUAAACACAUCUGAUAUUCAUGCAUUGCCUUCUAGGCUAAAGAUGUCAAAGUUAGAUUUUUUAACCUCAAUUGAAAGAUAUAUACAAUGUUAAAAUUUCCUGAGAAAAGCCAUGUCCCUAGGAUAGAAAUUUACCUCAAUAAUCACAUAACACAAAGCACUUGGCGGAGUAGCAAAGAAGUUGCCUUAGUGUUUUAGUCUCACCUACUUGUAACCUUUGUCUUUCAUAUGCUACUCAAAUCAUUUUUAAUUUGUUGCUUUUGUGUAAUUUUCAAAUGAUUCUGAUAUAUGUCAGAUCAGAUUAAUAACAUCCAAUAACAAAUAUCUCUUCCAAUAUUUUAUACAUAUAUCUACUUUGACAUUUAAACCAAUAGUAUAGAAAGCCUAAGAAUGAACACUGAUUUGACAAAUUCAAAGAAAUUGAGUGAAAAACAGAUUUGAUAUUGUAAAAUCUUUGUCAAUUUCCUAGCAGAAUACUAAAGUAUCGGCCUUUAAGUUUUAAACACAAUUGUGAGCUUACAACUGGACAUGACAUGCAUUAUUUUUUAGAAUGAUGCUAAUUCUUUAUACUAAGUAAAGGUAUAAGAUCAUGAGUGCUGUAACAAAGUACAGGCACUUGAAAUGAAAGCUUUUUUAAGGAAAAUGAAGGCAUAACCAGUAACUCAUGGUCAGUGCAUAAUAAGUAUCGAAAUUAUGUAUGGAAGAUAAUUCGAAAGAUUUAUAAACAUUCUAUGCCUUUUCAAUUUUAAGAGCAUCAUGUCUUAAAAUGUAAACACUGGACUGGAAAUAACUUUCAAGUUUGCACUUAACAAGUCCUUACAGAGCACACUGAACACUUUAGGAUGAAUACAUCAUAAACAAGAGCGUUGUGCUCUGCUAUAGAGCUGGACUUACAUGCCCUUAAAAAGGGAGAAGAACAUCAAUUAAAUAUAAAUAUGACAAUAUGAUAGUUGUGUCAUGUUAGGCCACUUAGCUUCAGAGAAAGAUGUCAUUAAUCCUUUUUUCAUAGAGAAAACCCAGAAGGAGAGUAUGGUGAAAUGAACAAAGACUUUUUGACUUACAAAGAUGUUUUUCAAGUAUCUUACCCUCUUGUUUUUGUCCAUGAACAAAUACCACUCAUGAUACAGACAUUUCUGUAGCACUUGGUCUGUAGCUAGAUUGCAUACCAGGUACUUUUGGACUUAGGCGUUUUUACACAUGCCUCAUAUAUGAUGAAGCUUCAGUGAGAUGUGACUGCAUGGUAGGAUGAUUUUUUCCUAGGAUAGAAUAUGGUGCUACUUGUACUUGCCACCUUUUAUAUGAAUGUAUGUUUCUACGUUGGCCUGUCUUGCCAAGAUAUAGAUAAAAGCCUGGUGUGAGCUGUCCAUUUGAAAAGUCACUAGAAUGCAUGUUUCAUUUGCUCUUAUAUAAUGCCAAUUUGAUCUUGUUCCCUGCUCUAUAUAUUGACAGCCCAGUUGUGAAGGUAAAAUAUACUUUUCUUGAAUGAAUGAUUCAGUCCUUAAGUCAAUGUCAUAGUUUUGCUACCACUGAAAUAUCACAGAGGCCACAUUAUUGGCUGUCUUCUCACAGUUCUUUAGUAUACAGUAUUGCCUGGGUAGAAUCAGAUUUUUAAUUCUUUUGGUCAUUUUCUUCUUUUGUAUCUGAUAUGGAAUCAUUUUUCCUUUAUAUAUUCAUGAAUAUACACAUUUCUAAACAAACAUGAUUUCCAAACAAUUCUGCUGUGUGCCUAUUUUUUAUGUUCCUUAAGUCUGGAAAUUAUUUGUUUGCUUUAUUUUUUUCAGCCCAAUAUACAGACAGUUUGGAGGGAUAUAUUAUUUUGUGUUGUUCUGUACAGUCUGUGCCUAAUUUGCAUUUCUUUUUAUUUCUACCUUGCCUCAUUUUUUUUCAAAUUUUUGAUUUGUUAUUCCCUUUCCUUUGUGAAAACAAGUAUUGAACAUCAUUGUACAUAACAUGUGUUGCCCUAAAAAUAUGCAUUUGUUCCUGGGUGUUUUUUCCUUCAUAAGCUUCAUACAAAGACUUAGUCCCAAUAAAUUUCACAUGCCUCCCAAACUCUUGCAUUGGAUACCAACUUUUCUAGAGCUAUCCCCCUGAGAAAAGUGAAAUGCUGCAUGUGAAGCCUGAUGUCUGUUGGUAAGCCAGCUAAGGAAGUUUGCUUUUGCUGAAUGUAUCUUAAAUAAUUAUACAGAAAAGUGAAUACCAUAAUAGUGUUCUGUUUAAGGUACAUCAUGAGUUCAUGAAUGCCUAAAACCUCAAUUCUUUGAUCUAUUUCCCUUUAUGUGUAAAUUACAUAUAUAUUAGAAAGAGAGAGUAAGAGAAUAAAGGAUGUUACAGUGGCAGCUUUUUGCUGCAUUGCUUUUGACUGCAUCAGCAUUUCUAUUGUGGACCUCUAUUUUCAGGGGUUUUAGAGACUCACCCAUAAAAAUUUGCUUCAGGCUUAAAGUCUUGAAAGGUUUUUUUAGGUAUAUAAUUUUAAACCAAUGUAUCUUGUUUUUAUAUUAUAGGAGGGAAAUAAAUGGAGUUUACUAGUUCAAUUUUGUGCUAAUAUAAAUUUUAAUGAACUUAAUUUUUUAAUAAAACAUAAAGUCUAAUUAGUCCAUAGAGCACUGAUGGUUUUUUAAAUGAAUCAGUUAUUGACAUAGAGAGAAUUGCCUGCUUUGUCAGUGUAGCAACCUAUCUUUAAGAUAUUUUAAAACUUAUAACAUAUUAAUAUUAUCUUGAUUCUAAUAGUGGAUCAGUAUAAUAAAGAAUGCAAUUUAUGCCAUCCAUAUGAGCUAUCUGGUAAUAUAGAUUGGAAAAUAUAUACUAUAUUUAGUAAAUAUAUAUGUAUAUAUUUACUAGAUAGGUUGGGGGGGUAGGCACUCAUAAAUUUAGUUUGUCAAAUAAAUACUAUAUAUAUUUAAAAAAAUUGCACAGACAUUUGCCCUUCAGAGUCAGAAUUAGAUGCAAGCAAUUGCAAAGGAAAGUUGUCUCUUGAGUAAAAAACACACAUUUUAUAGUUUCUUAUGAAAGCCAUUUUUUUCUAUAUUGUGGUUAUGGGAAAUUAAAGGAAUUUAAUGCAUAAAAUUAAUUCAAACUUUAUUUAAAUAACCUUAAACUGUGAAGCAGAGAGAAAUACCAGGAAAUUAAAUAUUUAGGCCAUUAUCUUUUGGUUUCUGACAAUACUUUACAUUUAUUUUAAUUCCCCAUGUUAUUUUCAGUUAUGGAGAGAGUAUUAAAAUCUAACUUUAAGUGUUUGGAUUAUUCACAUUACACUCGACACUAUUUCAUUAAGUUUUUGAUAAUAUGUAGUCUUCUGUGUGCAAGGAAAGAAAUAAAUAACACAUUUAUUUGGUGAAUGAGUUUUAAGGUUUGCAAGUUGUUACUGAUUUUUUGCUCACACAGGAUUCUAUACAUUUAUACCAUCUUAAAUCUGGCAUAUAUAUAUAUUUUUUCAGAUAGCUUCUACUGACAAACACAAAGCUUGUUUGUGUGCAAACAUAAGGCUAAAUAAAUGGUGCUAAAGUGUAUUAUGACUGUCAGAUAUAAUCAGGCAAAAUUUUUUGGUGCUUAAAUUAAUUUUUUCAUUGAUUUAUUGAUCAAUGCAUUGAACAGUGUUUAUUAUUCACAAGUUGUCUUUUAUUGGUAAAUCAAGGCCUCAUAGCACAUUGUUAAAUAAAAUGAUUGACUAGUCUAUGUAACAGCUCACCAAGCUACUAUCUAACUCCUUAUAAUGUUGCGUCAUUAAAGGUCAAGGGAUCAUGAUAUUAAUCUCAUCGCUGUAGACCAUUAACAUGACUGAACUUUUCCACAAAGUACUUAUGUUUACAAUGCUAUAACCCUUUGACUGCUGCGGCAACCUUUAACCACACAAAUGUCACAAGCUAGAAUCAUCAGCAUGGUUCUUGCCAUGGCAAUCAAAGAGUUAAGGGCUGUGCAGUGAUUUGUUUUGUAUUUAUUAAUUUAUAUUUAUUUCGUUUCCAUUCAAGGAGGGGAUUUUGGGUGGGGCAGUUUUUGUCUGCUGUAAGUGUCUUAACCUAGGGAAGGGUUAAAUGGCUUUUUAUACUAUUGCAUCUUCUGUAUUUACCAUCAAUUCAUUGUGUUGUAAUUAAAAAACUGUCAAUAAAUAAGAGAAUAGAAAAAUCAUCCAUAGGCAUUGUGGCUUUACUCAAUGAAUGAUAUACAUUCAUUUAUGAUGAAUAUUUAGGCUGUGAUAUAUAGUGGUAGCCUUUACUAGCCAUGUCUUCCUAACUGAUAUAAAACAGAAAAUAAAAACUCUAAUUUAGUGAUUUAGGCCAAAAUCUACAUUACAUCAACUGGAGAAAUGCUUAGUUGUUAACUAGAUGUCUAUGACUGUGACCAAGGACAGAGCAGGAAGCAUCACUAUAUCAAAUGCAUUUUAGGCAAGUAGCCAAGAACAUAGGCUACAUUAUGGUUUCAUCACAGCUUGACACAAAUAAAAAUUACUUUUUGGA
Messenger RNA from Sus scrofa (pig), 12032 nucleotides. It is a transcript of the gene MMP16, whose product is annotated as matrix metallopeptidase 16. Gene Ontology annotation, molecular function: metalloendopeptidase activity; zinc ion binding. Gene Ontology annotation, biological process: proteolysis; extracellular matrix organization; skeletal system development. Gene Ontology annotation, cellular component: plasma membrane; extracellular matrix. Lineage: Eukaryota; Metazoa; Chordata; Mammalia; Artiodactyla; Suidae. The record is from RefSeq and is a predicted model, not a curated record.